Gastrolobium bilobum is the source of this 2492-nucleotide messenger RNA. RefSeq names its product acyl-CoA-binding domain-containing protein 4. The transcript is spliced from 17 exons. The record is from RefSeq and is a predicted model, not a curated record. Gene Ontology annotation, molecular function: protein binding. Bases 216 to 2357 code for a protein of 713 amino acids. Lineage: Eukaryota; Viridiplantae; Streptophyta; Magnoliopsida; Fabales; Fabaceae.
GUCCCAUAAGCCUAACAAAUACCAUACUCGAUUCGGCGUCGUUUUAUUUUCCAAUAUUUUAUUUUUAGUUUUUCAAACAAUUUCCUGAAAGAUCAAACACCAGGGGGUUGUUCUGCUUUUCGUGUGACUGACUCCGCGACAGGGGUUUCUUCUUCACUCAGUGUACGGUUGAUUCCUUCCUUCUCUAAUAAGCAACUCUACUUUGAGCUUUCAACAUGUUUGGGUUCUCUCGUCGCCGUAUGAAACGAGCUAGAUUGAAGGUUCAGCUUUCUGACGCCACUCAGGGAACUAGAAGUCCUGUAAGGCAACCCAAACGAAAUGGAAACUCCAAUGGAGAAGGAGAUGCAGGAUCAGGUGGUCAUUCUGAUGAAAUUGAUUGCCAGUCUUCAGCUGCUGCGCCUGAGAUAAGUACUUGUGCAUCAGGAAGCUCGGAGAACUGGAUGGUGUUAUCAAUUGCAGGGGAUAAACCCACUCCUAGAUUCAAUCAUGCAGCAGCUGUCAUUGGGAACAAGAUGAUAGUGGUUGGCGGUGAAUCUGGAACUGGAAUGUUAGAUGACGUGCAGGUGCUAAAUUUUGACAGCUUUUCAUGGACCACAGCGUCCUCGAAGCUUUACUUGUCGCCUAGCAGUCUGCCACUAAAGAUUCCAGGAUGCAAGGGUCAUAGUUUGGUUUCCUGGGGGAAAAAGGCACUCCUCAUUGGAGGGAAAACAGACCCUGGAAGUGACAGAAUUUCAGUACGGGCAUUCGAUACGGAGACAGAGUGCUGGUCACUCAUGGAGGCAAAGGGAGACAUACCGGUUGCUCGCAGUGGUCACAGUGUUGUCAGGGCGAGCUCUGUUUUAAUAUUGUUUGGGGGUGAAGAUGCAAAAAGGAGGAAACUGAAUGAUCUACAUAUGUUUGAUCUCAAGUCUUUGACGUGGCUUCCACUUCACUACACGGGAACAGCACCUUCUCCAAGAUUCAACCAUGUAGCAGCUCUUUAUGAUGAUAAAGUUCUUUAUAUAUUUGGAGGAUCAUCUAAAUCCAGGACCUUGAAUGAUUUAUAUUCACUUGACUUUGAAACGAUGGCAUGGUCAAGAGUAAAGAUACGAGGUUUCCAUCCUUCUCCUAGAGCUGGUUGUUGUGGCGUCCUAUGUGGUACUAAAUGGUAUAUUACAGGGGGUGGAAGCAGAAAAAAACGACACGGAGAGACUGUCAUAUAUGAUAUUGUAAAAAAUGAAUGGUCCGUGGCAGUUGCUUCACCUCCAUCUUCUAUCACCACCAGCAAGGGCUUCAGCCUGGUACUCGUGCAACACAAGGAAAAGGACUUUCUUGUUGCAUUUGGGGGAUCCAAAAAAGAACCAUCAAAUCAGGUGGAAGUGUUGAUAAUGGAAAAGAAUGAAUCAACACUGGGAAGAGGACCAACUCCCAGUAAAGUUUCAACAUCUAUAGUGCCUGAAAAACAUUCAUCAUCCUCUAGAUUGGCCUCUCAACUUAAUGAUUGUUCCCAACGUUUAGUUGACUCUGUUGCUAGACAAAAUCUAGCAUCUGCAAUUGAACAUGGUUCUGGAAGGAAAUCUCUGUCAGAAUCCCUGGUUGUAGAUCCCAAUUUCCACCCCACCAACGUCUCUCUUCGUAAACAAUUUGAUCAUGAUGAAGAAUACAAUACAGAUGUCAAGAUUGACAAGAACUCAGACGAAAGUUCUUUCCAUCGGGCAGCAGAUCACAGAACAAACGAAAAUUACCAAGGUAAUCAGAUGAACUUUAGUGGAGCGAAGAUCAAUUUGGAGGAACAACAGGUGUUGGUAUCUGGAGUUCCAAAUCAACAAAAUCAAGUAUUUGAAAAUGUCGCUCUAGAAAGUGAUAAUGUCUCAUUUCAUGAAAACAAUAAAUCAGGAUCACUGUCUACUCCUUCAAAUCUCUAUCAUUAUUAUGAAAGUAAAGUAGCUGCCCUAAUAAGGAAAAAUGGAAUUCUGGAAGGACAAUUGGCAGCUUCCCUGGCAAGCAGAGAAGCUGCAGAGAAAAGCUUAUCAUCUGUUCUUAAAAGCAGGCAGGAAAUGGAGAAAAAAUUGGCUGACGCACACAAGGAGAUAGAAUUACUAAGAGAGAAGCUGGCUGGUCUAGAGUUAGCCCAAGAAGAGGCUAAUAGCCUUUCAAACAUUGUCCACUCUGACAAUGUUAGGCUGGAGCAUGAUGUGGCCUUCCUCAAGGCUGUUUUAGACGAUACGCAAAAGGAGUUGCACUCAACAAGAGGAGUUAUUGCUGGAGAAAGAGCAAGGGCAUUCCAACUACAGUAUGAAGUUUUUCAUCUCAAGCAGAGAUUGCAAUCAGUGGAAAAUAGAGCAUCUACACCCAGAAAACCGUUUCAUGUGCAGUGAAGUAUAUAGUUGGAGUAGCACUUCACUUGGCUCCCCAAACACUGAAAAAAUCCAUUUGUACAUAUAUUUGAAUCAGUGAAUCACCAUAGAAGUACUGCUUUUUCUGCAACACUUGAUUGUGUAAAUGUCCGUUUU